Messenger RNA from Zonotrichia albicollis (white-throated sparrow), 2078 nucleotides. NCBI's taxonomy places the organism in Eukaryota, Metazoa, Chordata, Aves, Passeriformes, Passerellidae. The record is from RefSeq and is a predicted model, not a curated record.
ACCAACGGCGUGGUGGUCACCUGGAACCUGGGCAAGCCGUCCCGCAACAAGCAGGACCAGCUGUUCACGGAGCACAAGCGCACUGUCAACAAGGUGUGCUUCCACCCCACCGAGGUGUACAUGCUGCUCAGCGGCUCCCAGGACGGCUACAUGAAGUGCUUCGACCUGCGCAAGAAGGACUCUGUCAGCACCUUCUCUGGCCAGUCGGAGAGCGUGCGUGAUGUGCAGUUCAGCAUCCGGGACUAUUUCACCUUUGCUGCCACCUUUGAGAACGGGAACGUGCAGCUGUGGGACAUCCGCCGGCCCGACCGCUACGAGAGGAUGUUCACAGCCCACAACGGGCCUGUCUUCUGCUGUGACUGGCACCCAGAGGACAGGGGCUGGCUGGCCACGGGCGGCCGCGACAAGAUGGUGAAGGUGUGGGACAUGAACACGACACGGGCCAAGGAGAUCUACUGCGUGCAGACCAUCGCCUCGGUGGCGCGCGUGAAGUGGCGCCCCGAGUGCAAGCACCACAUCGCCACCUGCUCCAUGAUGGUGGACCACAACAUCUACGUGUGGGACGUGCGCCGCCCCUUCAUCCCCUCGGCCAUGUUCGAGGAGCACAAGGACGUCACCACGGGCAUCGUGUGGCGCCACCUGCACGACCCCUACUUCCUGCUCUCGGGCUCCAAGGACAGCACCCUUUACCAGCACAUCUUCAAGGACGCCAGCCAGCCCAUCGAGCGGGCCAACCCCGAGGGGCUGUGCUACAGCCUCUACGGAGACCUGGCCUUCGCCGCCAAGGAGAGCCUCAUCUCCUCCGACUCCAACCGCAAGCCCUACAUCGGCGACCGGCGCCACCCCAUCUUCUUCAAGCGCAAGCUGGACCCCACAGAGCAGUUUGAGUACAUCUCGUCCUCCAGCGCCCUGAGCGUGUUCGAGACGGACGUGGAGAGCGGCAGCAUGGACUGGUUCGUGCACACGGCCAAGCAGUACGCGCUGGCCGGCCGGCCCCUGGCCGAGCUCUGCGACCACAACGCCAAGGUGGCCAAGGGGCUGGAGCGCAACCAGGUGGCUCAGACGUGGACGAUGCUGAGGAUUAUCUACUCCAGCCUCGGCACCGUGUCGUCCACCAACCUCAACCACAGCAUGGGGAAGGGCAGCACUGCCCUGCCGCUCAUGAACAGCUUUAACCUGAAAGAUAUCCCUGCUGGGCUGGGCAGCGAGUCCAGGCUGGACCGCAGCAAAGGAGAGAGCCGCACAGAAAACAUCCUCAUGGACUCCUCCUCCACCCUGAUCAACAACGAGGACAAUGAGGAGACGGAGGGCAGCGACGUCCCUGCGGAUUAUCUGCUGGGGGAUGUGGAGGCAGACGAGGAUGACCUGUACAUGAUGGACCAUGAGAACCCACACGCUGAAGAGCAGGAGUACAGCCUUCCCCAGGAAGCCUUCCCCCUGCGCCACGAGAUCGUGGACAACCCGUCAGCCUUGGACCACCUGCAGGACAAGGCCGACUCCCCUCACGUCAGCGGCAACGAGGCCGAGACGGUGUCGCUGACCCCCGUGGAGUCCUUCUCGCUCAUCUCCAUCUCGCACUCGCUCUACGAGAACCGCCUGCCCUCCGACUUCUUCAACCCCAUCGUGCGCGACACGCUGCUGUUCUACGCCGAGCAGGGCGACGUGCAGACAGCCGUGUCCGUGCUCAUCGUGCUGGGGGAGCGCAUCCGCAAGGAGAUCGAUGAGCAGACGCAGGAGCACUGGUACACGUCCUACAUCGACCUGCUGCAGCGCUUCCAGCUCUGGAACAUCUCCAACGAGGUGAUCAAGCUGAGCACCUGCCGUGCCAUCAACUGCCUCAACCAGGCCUCCACCACCCUGCACGUCAACUGCAGCAACUGCAAGCGGCCCAUGAGCAACAGGGGCUGGAUCUGCGACAGGUGUCGGCAGUGUGCCAGCAUGUGUGCCGUGUGUCACCACGUGGUGAAGGGGCUCUUUGUCUGGUGCCAGGGCUGCAGCCACGGCGGCCACCUGCAGCACAUCAUGAAGUGGCUGGAGACCAGCUCCCACUGCCCCGCCGGCUGCGGCCACCUCUGCGA